Daldinia vernicosa is the source of this 1350-nucleotide messenger RNA. RefSeq names its product HAD-like protein. The record is from RefSeq and is a predicted model, not a curated record. The transcript has 2 exons. The coding region runs from base 198 to 1058 and encodes 286 amino acids. Lineage: Eukaryota; Fungi; Ascomycota; Sordariomycetes; Xylariales; Hypoxylaceae.
GGUUAAAAAACCCCACUUAGCGCCGUGCUACCCAGUCUCAUCCUAGAGACUUAUACGUCAGAAGGGAAACGCCGCAACCGAAAUAAACAUAAACUAGCAAUUACCUCGUUACCAUGACAUUUAUAUAUAAAAUAACCCUUAACAACUCCCCGUUGAAUCGUAUACUGAUUUGGAACAAUUUAUACCAUUAAUUUUCCAUGUAUAAGAGGUUAUGCUUUAGCAAGAUGACCCAAUAUCUGCCGCGUUCGAGACGGUUUGCUCCUCUUGCGGAGCUUGCGACCGACCAGCAUCAUGAGCUGCCCAAAUUACACGGAGUGAUAUUCGAUGUUGACGGGACUCUCUGCCUCCCCCAAAAUCACAUGUUCUCCGAAAUGCGCGCCGCGCUGCAAAUCCCCAAGCACAUCGACAUCCUAGAGCACAUAUACUCGCUGCCCACAGCCUCGCAGCAAGAAUCCGCCAUGGAAACCAUCCGCGCCAUCGAGCGGCGGACCAUGACCGCGCAAGUCGCGCAGCCCGGACUAGCCGACCUGAUGGCGUACCUCGACGCCAAGAACAUCCGCAAGGGGAUCUGCACGCGCAACUUCGAGACGCCCGUCUCGCAUCUGCUGGGCAAGUUCUUGGCCGGCCACGUCUUCCACCCGGUCGUGACGCGCGACUUCCGCCCGCCGAAGCCGGACCCCGCGGGCCUGCUGUAUAUAGCGCGGAGCUGGGGACUGGUGAGGGCUGUGGAGGGGCCGGAGGACGAGGGGAACGUGAGAGCGGUGCUGGAGGAUGAGAGUGCCGGUAGUAGUGCGCGGGAGAAGGAGGGUGCGGUGGUGCGUGACGGCGCGGAGUUGAGUGAGGUGGGUGAUGCGUCGGGGUUGAUUAUGGUGGGCGACUCGAUCGACGAUAUGACGGCUGGGCGACGCGCCGGUGCUGCUACGGUGUUACUUGUUAAUGAUGCGAAUAGCCAUCUGGCUGAACACGAACACACCGACUUGGUGAUUGAACGGCUGGACGAUUUGGUUCAAGUGCUGGACCACGGCUUCGUGGGCAGGGAAAUACACCAGGGCCCCUAACUUGGGAUUUGUGAAAGACGGCGUAGAUAGCCUCAAAUGUCGCAAGAUGGUCUUGACUAUAAUAUUCCAGUAAAGCAUAUUUCUGGAAUAUUAUAGGUUAAUAAACUCGACUUACUAGUCAACCGACCUCCCUUACAGUUGUUAACUUGUUACUUAAUAUCAUGUGAGAUGAUUAUGAAGCAAAAAAAAAAUAAAAAAUAAAAAAUAAAAACGAUUCAUAAUUACGUAUCAAAUAUGUUGGUUAAAUGUCAUCAAUCACGUAUAACUCAUAAGUCAAAACUGUCAUUUUGAA